AACACAGUGCAUCUUGGGACGCAGUGCACCGCACUACAUUCGAAUUACGAACACAGUUAGGCAUUCUAAAUUUGAAAAUGAAACUGUUCAUAGUCGCGGCCGUGUUAGGCGUAGCUUCGGCUGCUCGCCUGGACAACACCUACCUGCCUCCGCGAGGGAACUCCGGUUCUGGGGCUUCUACCUUCGGAGGGGCUGGCUUCGGCCAAGCCAGCGGCUUCGGCCAAUCCAGCGGCUUCGGCCAGAAAGGAGGUUUUGGCCAAGGAGGUUCAUUCUCCGGCAACGCUUACAACGCGCCAGCCAGCACCCGCCAGCAGUCUUCCUUCGAAGCCAACGCUCAAAUCCUCAAGUACAACAACGAGGUGACAGCCGAGGGUUUCUCCUACGACUUCGAGACGUCCAACGGGAUCAGGGCUGACGCUCGCGGGGUCGCCACCAACGGGGUCCAAUCCCAGGGUAGCUUCGGGUACAAGGGGGACGAUGGUCAGGACUACAGUAUCACGUACACGGCUGAUGAGAACGGGUACAGGCCGGUUGGGGCUCACCUGCCGACCCCGCCCCCGAUCCCGGAGGCCAUCUUGAAGUCUCUGGAGCAGAACGCCCGCGACGAGGCGGCCGGCAUCACCGAUGAUGGUACUUACCGCGGCGAGGGUGCUGGGUCCGGCUACUCCAGCCAGGGAGGAUACUCCGCCCCAUCAGGCCCAUCCACCCAGUACGGCGCUCCGGCCAGAGGUUUCCAGGGCUCCCAGGGCGGUUUCCAAGGCGCUCAGGCCGGUUUCCAAGGCGCAAAGGGCGGUUUCCAAGGAGCGCAGGGCGGUUUCCAAGGCGCACAAGGUGGUUUCCGUGGAAACCAAGGAAGUGGUUUCCAAUCUAAGGGUAGCUUCGGUGGUGCUACUUCUAGGCAGUACCUGACUCCUAAUGCUGGACCUAAGCCUGGCUCUGGUAGCUUCAACCAACAGACCGGAUACCAAUAUUAAAUGACUGAUGAUAAUAUGAUAAUUUUUUGGUUCUUGUAUAUUGACUGGAAGAUAAAAUAUUAAUUGUAGUUUGUGAAAAGGCCAUUCGUUGAUAUUUUUGACUCAAAUUGAAACUGAAUUGAUGUAGGUAAUAUGAGAGGUGUUUUACAAGCUAAACGGAAAAUAUUUUUUAUAAACAGAACUUACAAGAAUCAAAAUAUGACUUUGGACAUGACUCCCUGUUAAUAAUGUUAUUUAUGUUUGUACGAAUAAAAUACAUGCUAUUGUUUGUUUUUACAGCAAAGUAUAUGCCUAAGUAUGUAUUUUAAUCAUUAUUUAUC
This is a messenger RNA of Plutella xylostella (diamondback moth), 1294 nucleotides long. It is a transcript of the gene CPR15, whose product is annotated as cuticular protein RR-1 motif 15. Gene Ontology annotation, cellular component: chitin-based extracellular matrix. Gene Ontology annotation, molecular function: structural constituent of chitin-based larval cuticle. NCBI's taxonomy places the organism in Eukaryota, Metazoa, Arthropoda, Insecta, Lepidoptera, Plutellidae. The record is from RefSeq and is a predicted model, not a curated record.